Bathycoccus prasinos is the source of this 567-nucleotide messenger RNA. RefSeq lists its product with no specific name. Bases 1 to 567 code for a protein of 188 amino acids. The record is from RefSeq and is a predicted model, not a curated record. Lineage: Eukaryota; Viridiplantae; Chlorophyta; Mamiellophyceae; Mamiellales; Bathycoccaceae. The transcript has a single exon.
AUGAUGUCAUCAGCGAGUAGUAGUGUGAGUAGCAGAGCGUCUCAAACAACAACAACUUUGUCUCCUCGUCGUGCGGGAACCAAGAGGAGUUCUUCGACUUUUCAAAGGAAACGAGGAGUCGCUGUUCCAAGAGCUACGAUAGACGACGUUUCGAUUUUCAAUCUCGACAGCGCAGCAGAAGCUGGGGUGAUUAUCUUACUCGUGAGAAUCAUAACGCUCGGUGGUGGUAAAGCGGCGCUUUCGAAACAGCUGGAGGAACAAAUCGAGCGAGCGAAAGAGAAGAACGUCGACAUCAGCGACUUGUAUUAUACCGAAGACCAAGGCGAGGACGCGUGGUAUUUAAUCGGCGAUUGGAGACCUCCUAAAAAAGGUGAUUUGAAGUUUGGCGACGGGAGAACGAAAGAGGAGAUCAAGUACCGGAUACGGUGGUCGGAAGCGAUUAAAGUCGCGAUAAAGAACGAAAUAGAAUACGAAGAUUUGAACGAAUUUGCGAGCGCGAAGAAAUUUGUGGAGUUGAGAAAACGGAUUCGCGAGAAGACGAAGGACGACGCGUUCGACGUGUUGUGA